UUGAUAAAGAGAUUCCAGCAGAUAUUUUUAAUUUUAAGGAAUAUUCUUGUCAAGGGUUGAUUGGAAUCUCAUCCCUUUACUGUUCCCCUGUGAGAGUCUCCACACUCCCACCAUCUCUCAAGACUUGUGUCAAAUGGCUUCUCAAGAUCACCAUAUGCAUGACCAUGACCAUCAUCAUCAUCAUGACCAUAGCCAUGAGGAUGCAAAGACAACAACAUGGGUAGGAGCAGAUGGGAAGGUAUACCAUAGCCAUGAUGGGCUGGCUCCUCACUCCCAUGAACCAAUAUACUCUCCUGGCUACUUUACCAGAAGAGCACCUCCACUUAUUAACAGGAACUUCAAUGAAAGAGCUUUUACUAUUGGAAUUGGUGGCCCUGUUGGUACUGGGAAAACAGCUUUAAUGCUAGCAUUAUGUAAACUCCUCAGGGACAAAUACAGUCUUGCAGCAGUAACAAAUGAUAUAUUCACUAAAGAAGAUGGAGAGUUCUUAAUAAAACAUGGCGCGCUGCCGGAGGAAAGGAUACGAGCAGUGGAAACAGGAGGAUGUCCGCAUGCUGCUAUUAGGGAAGAUAUAAGCAUCAACCUUGGACCUCUUGAGGAGCUUUCUAACUUGUACAAAGCAGAUAUACUACUUUGUGAAUCUGGUGGAGACAACCUAGCUGCCAACUUCAGUAGGGAACUUGCUGAUUACAUAAUCUACAUAAUAGAUGUAUCAGCUGGUGAUAAAAUUCCUCGAAAAGGAGGUCCUGGAAUUACCCAAGCAGAUCUCCUUGUGAUAAAUAAAACCGAUUUGGCAGCAGCUGUGGGAGCAGAUCUGUCUAUCAUGGAGCGGGAUGCACUUCGGAUGCGGGACGGUGGUCCUUUUGUUUUUGCUCAGGUGAAGCAUGGGGUUGGCGUAGACGACAUAGUGAACCACAUUUUACAAGCUUGGGAAGUUGCAACAGGCAAUAAGAAGCACUGAAAUGUCAGCGAAAACUUGUACUUGAACAAUGUUGUAUCUUUUGGCUUCUCCAAUGCCCAUCUGAUGUUCAAUUAUCUGUGUCUGGACUAAUGUUAUAUUCUAAAUAAUGUGCUUUUACAUAGUUUAUGUACCAAAAGUAUGUAACUUACAAUUUUCCCAUAUUUAUCUUGGUUCGUUUGGUCAUU
Molecule: messenger RNA, 1146 nt
Organism: Nicotiana attenuata
Lineage: Eukaryota; Viridiplantae; Streptophyta; Magnoliopsida; Solanales; Solanaceae
Product: urease accessory protein G
Exons: 7
Coding region: 134-961 (275 amino acids)
Molecular function (GO): nickel cation binding; GTPase activity
Source: RefSeq, a predicted model, not a curated record